Molecule: messenger RNA, 1821 nt
Organism: Funneliformis geosporum
Lineage: Eukaryota; Fungi; Glomeromycota; Glomeromycetes; Glomerales; Glomeraceae
Source: the annotation of a GenBank genome assembly
AUGCCGACUGUUCAUGUAGAUAAGGAAGAAUUUUACAAGGUGCUUGGAAGAAAUUAUUCUACAGAAGAAUUUCGUGAAUUAUGUUUCGAAUUCGGCAUUGAACUGGAAGAAGACACCUCGGAAAAAGAAUUGUCUAUCAGGAGAGUAGGUGCUGCCAAAGCUGGUGAUUUAUCGGAAAGGCCUACCUUAAAGAUUGAUAUUCCUGCUAAUAGAUAUGAUCUCCUUUGUCAUGAAGGUAUUUCUCGCGCAUUAUUAAUCUUUCAAGAAAAAGCACAGCCACCCGUUUACAAAUUACUUGAACCUGAGAAUGGUCGAGCACAAAUAAUCGUAAAACCAGAAACUGCAAAAAUUCGACCUUACAUUGUUGGUGCAAUACUGCGGAACGUUACAUUCACAGAGAGAAAUUACAAUAACUUCAUCGAUUUGCAGGAUAAGUUACACAACAAUCUCUGCAGAAAGAGAACCCUUGUUGCCAUCGGAACACAUGAUUUAGACACACUUAAAGCACCUUUUACAUAUGAAGCUCUUCCUCCAAAAAGCAUCAAAUUUGCACCAUUGAACCAGCCCAAGGAAUACGAUGGAGAAGAAUUGAUGCAAUUUUAUGAAAACGAUAAAAAUCUUGGAAAAUUUCUUCAUAUUAUUCGCGAUUCUCCAGUGUAUCCUGUGAUUUAUGAUGCAAAUCGCGUAGUUAGUUCUUUACCUCCAAUCAUUAACGGCGAACAUUCAAAAAUUAAAUUGAAUACGAAAAAUGUUUUUAUUGAAUGUACCGCAACGGAUUUAACAAAAGCAAAGAUUGUAUUGAAUACAGUUGUAACAAUGUUUUCCGAAUAUUGUGCAGAACCCUUCGCUGUAGAACCUGUAGAAGUUAUUUAUCCAGAUGGCACAAAACAUACUUAUCCGGAUCUUUCACCUCGCUCCAUGAAAGCCAAAGUUGAUUACAUUAAUUCGUGCAUAGGUGUAAAGAUCACCCCAUCAGAAAUCAUAACGCACCUAAAUCGUAUGACUCUUGGCGCAAAACUUGCUAACGAAGAUGCAACCGAGAUUUUAGUAGAAAUACCACCAACUCGAGCAGAUAUUUUACAUGCUUGUGAUAUUAUGGAAGAUGUAGCUAUAGCUUUCGGAUUUAAUAACAUUCCAAAAACUUUACCAGGUAGUACCACAAUUGGUAAAGCGUUGCCUAUCAACAAAUUGAGCGAUUUGGUUAGGAAAGAAAUUGCUAUGGCAGGUUGGACUGAAGUUUUGCCCCUGAUUUUGUGUUCACAUGAUGAGAACUUUGCGUAUUUGAAUAGAAAAGAUGAUAAUGCUACAGCAGUAAAAUUAUCCAAUCCAAAAACCUUGGAAUAUCAAGUUGUUCGUACUUCACUUUUGCCAGGAAUUUUAAAAACUGUAAGAGAAAAUAAAAAACAUGCAUUGCCUAUUAAAGUUUUUGAAGUUUCUGAUGUAGCCUUUAAGGAUGAUUCUUUGGAGAGGAAAGCAAGGAAUGAAAGGCACGUUUGUGCUAUUUAUUGCGCAAAAGUUUCAGGGUUUGAGUUCAUUCAUGGACUUGUUAACCGUCUUAUGGACAUGCUUCAUAUUAAACUUGUUUCCGCUAGCGGAGAUGAUAUUGGGUAUUAUAUUAAAGAAUCAGAAGUAGAUCCAACAUAUUUUCCUAAUAGAUGUGCGGAUAUUUUCCUUCGUAAACCUUUUAAAUCAUCUAAUUCAUCAUCAAUAGUAACAAGUAAAAUUGGUAACUUUGGUAUACUUCAUCCUAAUGUAUUAGAACAUUUUGAAAUAGUUUAUCCUUGUUCAGCUGUGGAAUUUAAUUUAGAGUCAUUGCAAUAA